This is a messenger RNA of Syngnathoides biaculeatus (alligator pipefish), 2222 nucleotides long. It is a transcript of the gene perp, whose product is annotated as p53 apoptosis effector related to pmp22. Gene Ontology annotation, biological process: cell-cell adhesion. The record is from RefSeq and is a predicted model, not a curated record. Bases 122 to 679 code for a protein of 185 amino acids. Lineage: Eukaryota; Metazoa; Chordata; Actinopteri; Syngnathiformes; Syngnathidae. Gene Ontology annotation, cellular component: membrane; cell-cell junction. The transcript has 3 exons.
CUCUCUCUCUCUCGCACAAAGACACUAAAAAGCCAGCCAAGCUCCGCACAACCACUACAAGCAAGCAAGCAGACGUCGACAUUCACUCUUCCUCCCUUCACUCCUCCGAAGCUCGCUCGCCAUGUUCCGCUGCGGGAUCGCCUACCCACGCUGCAGGUGGAUCGUGCCCCUGCUGCUGCUCUUUGCCAUCAUCUUCGACAUCAUCGCCAUCGCCGCCACGUCGGGCUGGGUGACGGACGAGGAGGGCAAGACGCACUACGCCAGCAUGUGGGAGCAGUACCACGGACGCAACGACCAGUGGGAGGGCAAGUCCCUCAUGGAGUUCUCAUGGGCACAAGCGGUGGCCGCCCUGAUGAUCCUCGGCCUCAUCAUCCUCAUCGGCGCCUUCAUCCUGUCCUGCGUGGCUCUGUGCUGCACGGUCAACAUCACGCUGCUGCCCUUCAUCGGAGUCAUGCUGAUUGUCGUCGUGGUGCUGCAGGUGAUCGCCUUGAUCAUCUACCCGGUCAAGUUCAACGAGCAGAUCUUCGAGGGCCACUACUACUACACUUGGGCGUACGGCUUCGCCUGGGGCGCCACCCUGCUGUGCAUCGGCUGCGCCGUGCUCUUCUGCUGCCUGCCGCGCUACGAGGACGAGCUUACCGGCCUGGCCAAAACUAAGUACCUCUACACGUCUGCCUAAAGGCCCUCUUACCCCAACCGCCACCAGAACGUCCUCCUCCGUUUUGGAACAUUUGUACAGUUUCGCCCCAAUUCAAGAUGGAGGUCGGAUCGGCAUGGUCGGCAGUAACCAUUUUUCCGCUCAGAGCUUCUCCGCACACACAAAAAAGAAAAAAAAAAAUCACCAAGUGCCUACACGUCAUUGCGAAUGAUCGUAGCGAUUGUUCUGGAGUGUUUCAACUAGAACGAUUGAUAUGGAGCAAUUUUUCCAGAGUUAUUGAUCCAGCCCCACUAUGCAAUUCUAACCAUUAAUGGAAUGAAAACAUGCCCAUGAUUUCUGAUUGCGAUUGAUCCGGACAGUUUGAUCCCAAAUGUUUGUUCCUGAGCGAACGAUCCCGCACGAACGAUCUGGAGCAAAGUAUCCGCAGCGAAUGUUCCGUAUCGAAUGAUCCAGGCCAUUUGAUCGGCAGGAUUUCUGAUCCAGCCCACUGUGCAAAACUAACACCAAUGGGAUCAAAAAUGACAACUUUUUCGAUUAGGUCGUUUGUUGUGAGGUGUUUGGUUUGAAGCAAUUGUUCCAGAAUGAAUGAUCCGCGGUGACAGAUCCGCCACAAUUGAUUUGCAGCAAAUGUUCCAGAACAAAUCCUCAGACGCGAUUAAUCUGCAAGAAAUGAAGUGGAGUUAGUUCGGUUUGUAUUUUUCGCUCAUAGGUUCUCCACCCUAGAACGAAAAUCUACACAUUAGAAAGGCUUCUUGUGUCACAGCACAUACAAAAUGUGGUUAAAUGCUAUCUUUCCACCUCUUUUCUUGGCAUUUUCAACAUUCAUUUGGACUUCUUUUGCCUACGCAUACUUUAUUUGUAUUCUUUAUUUAUCCCAAAGAGGCACCGGGAGGAUCAACUUCACCUUUGCAGUUGACGCUAUGUGAUUUAAUUGCGGUAAAAUAUUGAAUAUUUUGUGAUAGUUCAUCUUUUGGAGAAAUUAUGAUUUUAAAAAGAUGUCAGAAUGUGUGUGUGUUCUGCCUAAAUUGUGUUAUUAACUUGUACUUUUUUUGUUGGUUUAAAGGUUGUGUACCCCAAAUGUGUGGGUUUUUUUUUGUAUGUUAGGGUUUUAACCAGUAAAAGUGGGACCUGACAUUAUUCUGGAUGAAAAACACCAAAAUCCUUCAUCUGAUGUGCCUUAGCUGUUGAAGUGUCAGAUUUUUCCUUCAAAAUACUGUACCAAACUUUGUUUGAUGCAUUAUGUGAGUAAAAACAAAUGAAAAAACAGAGCGUAUUCUAGCCACCAACUCAUAGAAACAACUACUGUGUGAAUCAUAACUGACAGGCAAAAUAAAAAGACUACAGUGUAUGAUAAAUAUUUGAAUACUGGAAUUGAUUUUAUGUGUUGACGGGCAGGUGGAAAAAGACGACUACUGUAGUACCGCUGUAUUAACGCUCUGUCAAGCCUUCCUGCGGGUGUGUUUCCAAUAACUAUUUACUUAUUUUUCCUGCUUUAGUGUGAACUGAAUCUCUCUUUUUUGUAGUCUGUAUUUUUAUCCAAAUAAACUGUUUCAUUUUGACAAUA